This is a messenger RNA of Polyodon spathula (Mississippi paddlefish), 1803 nucleotides long. It is a transcript of the gene ift52, whose product is annotated as intraflagellar transport 52 homolog (Chlamydomonas). NCBI's taxonomy places the organism in Eukaryota, Metazoa, Chordata, Actinopteri, Acipenseriformes, Polyodontidae. Gene Ontology annotation, biological process: intraciliary transport; cilium assembly. The transcript is spliced from 14 exons. The coding region runs from base 111 to 1418 and encodes 435 amino acids. The record is from RefSeq and is a predicted model, not a curated record. Gene Ontology annotation, cellular component: cilium; intraciliary transport particle B; centriole.
ACCGAAGGCUGUAGGAGUUCCUAAGUAAACUUUGAUUAAUAUUAUAAAAGCGUCUCAAGCUUGAGGAAGGAAAGGAAGAACUCGCAAAACAAACAAAAAAAAAGGAAAACAUGGAGAAGGACCAGCGCAACACCAUUGUGUUCAAUGCUUCUAAGCGGGAGAUGUUUACAGCGAGUAGUGGCUACAAAUCCCUGCAGAAGAAGCUGAAAACGCACUGGAAAAUCCAGAGUUUUAAAGAGGAGAUUUCAGAGGAGAAACUGAGAGGAGUGAAAUUGUGGAUCACAGCCGGACCCCGAGAGAAAUUCACUGCAGCUGAAUUCGAGGUGCUGAAGAGAUACCUGGACAGUGGCGGGGAUGUCCUGGUCAUGUUGGGUGAAGGUGGGGAGCUUAAGUAUGACACCAACAUCAACUUUCUGCUUGAGGAGUUUGGAAUCAUGGUCAACAACGAUGCUGUGGUGAGGAAUGUGUAUUACAAAUAUUUUAACCCGAAAGAAGCACUUGUGUCCAACGGCGUCUUAAACAGAGAGGUGAGUAGUGCUGCUGGGAAACUGGUGACCGGAAUCAUUGAUGAUGACAGCAGUGGGAAUAACUCGCAGGCGCUUACCUUCGUGUACCCUUAUGGAGCCACUCUUAAUGUGAUGAAGCCAGCUGUAGCUGUACUCUCCACAGGGUCAGUCUGCUUCCCACUCAACCGCCCUGUGCUCGCCUUCUACCAGCUCAAGCAGGGAGGAAGGCUGGCAGUGCUGGGGUCCUGCCACAUGUUUAGUGACCAGUACCUAGACAAAGAGGAGAACAGCAAAAUAAUGGAUGUCGUUUUUCAGUGGCUUACUACAGAUGAGAUUCACCUGAACCAGAUUGAUGCUGAAGACCCUGAGAUCUCAGACUACACGAUGCUACCGAACACAGGGCUUCUGUCGGAGAGGCUGCGGGUGUGUCUGCAGGAGGGGGAUGAGAACCCACGUGACUUCACCUCGCUCUUUGACAUGUCGCUUUACACGCUGAAUACCAGUGGACUGCCGCAGGUCAUCAAAGCCUUCAAACAGCUGAAUGUGAAACACGAGCCUCUCCAGCUGAUUCAGCCGCAGUUUGAGACGCCUCUCCCCACGCUGCAGCCUGCUGUUUUCCCUCCCACUUUCAGAGAGCUGCCCUCUCCGAAACUUGAACUCUUUGACCUCGAUGAGAACUUCUCCUCAGAGAAGGUCCGGCUUGCUCAGCUUUCAAACAAGUGCACUGAUGAUGACCUGGAGUUUUAUGUACGGAAGUGUGGGGACAUCUUGGGAGUGACCAGCAAACUGGACAAAGAGCAGCGAGAUGCUAAACACAUCCUGGAGCACAUCUUCUUCCAGGUUGUGGAGUUCAAGAAGCUAAAUCAGGAACAUGACAUUGAUACUACCGAGGCAGAAUUUUCACCCUUCUGAAACAGAUGAGGUGUGGCUCCACUGCUGAUUCUUCAUACAGACUGCUCCUCAAUUAGGCUUGCUGAGAUUUGAACAGCAAAAGGGGGUUUGUGCCCUCUCUCCAUAGACAGAGUUUGCUUUUGAAAUCAAAAGUGCAUUUCCCUACACACUUACUAGCUAUUUCCCUUUAUUUUUGUGGCAAGUAUUUUAUACUUCGUAUGUACAUAUUGUAAAAAGUGAUAAUGGAAUCUCAUUCCACAGAUUUUACCAUCAAGGAAAAUAUGGUGCAUUAAAAACCACACACACUGUAGAGAGAGUCAGCUGUUAGGGAGGGGGUUUAGGUGACUUCCAGGAAAAACCAUCUUCUUAAAUAGUGGAUUUGUGUUUCUCUGUAUGUGUGUUUUUG